Messenger RNA from Ramularia collo-cygni, 1113 nucleotides. RefSeq lists its product as uncharacterized. The record is from RefSeq and is a predicted model, not a curated record. The transcript has a single exon. The coding region runs from base 1 to 1113 and encodes 370 amino acids. Lineage: Eukaryota; Fungi; Ascomycota; Dothideomycetes; Mycosphaerellales; Mycosphaerellaceae.
AUGGCAGCCGUUCACCGCAAACCGUUGCCGCUGCAUCAGCAGCCGCACCAUCAAGCAGCAGCGCAACUGCACCCUCAAUACACCCAGGAGUCACUGCACUCCCGCACGAGAACCAAUUCGUCAAGCGUGAUGCCCUACAGCGUGUCUCCAGCCUACAGCAUGACCACAUCAUCGCAGCAACCGUCCCCACAGCCCAUGUACCAAGAUUCGCGCAGAACCAUGUCGAAUGCCACUUCCUCCACAUCCUCCACCAACCCCAAUGCCAACCGCGCAUCGACAUACAGCACCGGUACCGCCAGCGGAGUGCCGCGGCGGUCGACCUCGUCACGAUCCAACYCUUCAAUCCCGCCCACCUCAUACGUCGCCUUGAUGCGGAAGCAGAAGGCGACGGUAUGGUGUGACCGUGCUCAACACGAAGACCCGCGCAUCCUCACAGCUCAACGCCAAGCCAAGAUGCGCGCUGCGGCCGACAUUGCCGGUGGUGGGCACACCUACGCACAAGCCCCACGCACGAGCRCGAGCACGGGUAUGGUUGGUGGAGUAAGAUCCAAGAUCAGACAUCACGGAGCACCAAAGGCAAGUGCCUACAACGCUGCGGCAUUGGGUGGCGCGGGCGUCCCCAUGCGUCUCAGCGCGACAGAGGUGGAUGAGGGAGACAGCGAUGAGGAGUCUCGAUAUCAAACCAAGACCGGCAGUGGGAGGAACAGCAUUGGUAGUGGACGACGAGGUAACACAUAUGCCAGCUCUGGCACGCAUGCUGGAAAGAGCAAGGCCUACAGCAACGGCUCUACACCUGCCGGCGGCGGCAGUCCCGUUGACAGCAUCGGCGAAGUCGCCGAGGAUGAAACACCCAUGCCCACCAGUGAGUCCUCCACCAAGAACGACUACUUCAACCGACAAGGCGGCAAUGGAGGAAGUGGGAGCAGUGGUGAAGCAGAAGAAAAGUUCGGUGGGUUAUCUGGACUGCCGCAAGGUACAGUCACGGCAGAACAGCAAGUACAGCAACGUAAAAGCAACGCAGAUGAUCUACGACGCCGGGGAAGCGUGGACGAGCGGACAUCAACGAUGAGUGGCGUGCGACUCUUCAUUGCCAAUCCAGACUUUAGCGAUUGA